Molecule: messenger RNA, 2518 nt
Organism: Mya arenaria
Lineage: Eukaryota; Metazoa; Mollusca; Bivalvia; Myida; Myidae
Product: surfeit locus protein 1-like
Exons: 9
Coding region: 79-1044 (321 amino acids)
Biological process (GO): mitochondrial respiratory chain complex IV assembly
Cellular component (GO): mitochondrion; membrane
Source: RefSeq, a predicted model, not a curated record
GUGAGACUGUAAAUUUCACCCACGCCGGUUACUAAAUCCAUCAAUGUUUUUAUAGUUUUUUUUUGUUGUAUUUUUAUAAUGUUUCGUCAUGUCAUGCAGCCGUUGGUAUGCAAAAGUGAUAAGGUAUCCAUACCAUUCUGUAAGGUUGCAAAGAGAUUGUUGCCAUGGAAACCAUCACUCUCCAGAUCGGAAUGGGUCGUGCUGAGAAGACUGUAUUGCCAGAAACCAAGGAAGGUGCCAGACUUCCAGGAAGUCACUUUUAAGAGUGGCAGGUAUUAUUUCUUGGCUUUGCCUGCUCUGUCCCUGUACCUGUGUUACUGGCAGAUACAACGGAAACAAUGGAAAGAAAACCUGAUUGAGAAGUUGAAAUCAAGGUUCAACACACCGCCUGUACCUCUUCCAGAUGAUUUGGAAGAGUUGAAUCACCCUGACAUGGAGUUCAAGCCGAUAAAGGUGCGCGGACAGUUUGACUACACCAGGGAGGUGUAUCUCGGGCCUAGAACAGAAUUCAGUGCUAGUCAAAUACAACCAAUGGCCCAGGAAAGAACAUCUGGUGUACACGUGAUUACUCCAUUUAAAGUGGAUGGAAGAGAUCUGACGAUUUUGGUGAAUAGGGGAUGGUUAAUACAAGGGCAAUUUCAAAGUGAGGAGGGUCGAAAAAAAGGACAGGUGAACACAACAGUGGAAUUAAUUGGUCAAGUGAGGCAUGACCAAGUGACAACCAAUGUAGCAUACAUGAUGAUGGGCGACUUCAAGAAGCCCACAAUGCAACAGGGACAAAAAGUGUAUCUUGUACGAGACCUCAAUCAACUAGCUGAGACGUGUGGAACAUCUCCCGUUUUGCUGGAUUAUGUAGCAGGGGAACUACCAAUAAAUGGUCCUAAAAUUGUGACUCCGACAAUUGAACUUCGGAACACACAUUUGGAAUAUGCUGGCUUUUGGUUCUGUGGUGCAGUUGUAACAUUCAUGUUCUGGGCAAAAUACAUGAGAAAACCACCAGAGGGAAUUACCACCUUCAGGUCCAAGAUCAAGUCCUAUAAAUAGUAACACUGUUGUCAAUUGGGAUCAUUCUAGAAGUGUUGUUUCUACCUAAAAUUGAACCCAUCUCCAGAAGACUGUAUUAAAUGUCCUCUAAAGAACUUAUAUCGUGUCAAAGGUGAAAAUAUAUGCUGUUUAUGUAUAGAAUGUGGUCAACUGGUCUUUCUGGGCUGCCUUAUUAAUAUAACUGACCUAUCAACCAUAUUUAUAUCUUUUGUAAAGUUACGAGACAUAAUCAAAGUAGGUGAUUAUACAAGGAGAAGAAAAGAAAGGUGAAUACUUAUGUGUAUUAUUGAAAUUUAAAAAAUAUAUGUUCUGAUGUGUAUUUAAAAUUCACUGUAUUGUAAUUUGAUUCCAACUAAACUUUAUGUGUAUGCAAUGCAUUGACAUAUUUUGAUGACGUAAUUGUUGCAAUCAAGUCACACAUUUUUAUGCCCCCACAAAGUGGCGGCAUAUAGGGUUGCCCUUGUCCGUACGUACGUCUGUCUGUCUGUCUGUCUGUACGUACGUACGUCCCGAAGAUUGUUUCCGAUCUAAUUCUUGAAAACCGUUUGUCCAAUCCUCACCAAACUUUAAACACAUGUUUGUGACCAUAAUAUCUUGAUCAAGUUCGAUAGUCAUGGAAAUCGCUUUAGUCAUUUAGGAGUUACGGCCCUUUUUUGCCAAAAAUACUUCAAAAAUAUAUGUUUCCAAUCUAAUUCUUGAAAACUGUUUGUCCAAUCCUCACCAAACUUUAAACACAUGUUUGUGACCAUAAUAUCUUGAUCAAGUUCGAUAGUCAUGGAAAUCGCUUUAGUCAUUUAGGAGUUACGGCCCUUUUUUGCCAAAAAUACUUCAAAAAUAUAUGUUUUCAAUCUAAUUCUUGAAAAGUAUGUGUCCAAUGUGGAUCCAACAAGUUUUUUCCUGCCUGAAUGGCGCCAUAUAACCUAUACAGUCUUGCGAUGCCGUAAAACCCAACUCAACUUAACUUAUCCUAUAUGUGCAGAUUAUCCUGAAUAAUCAUUAUGGCUUAUUUUCUGUGACAAAAAAUCGAAGUGGGGGCAUCCGUGUCCUAUGGACACAUUUCUAGUUUUGUGUUCUAUUGCUAGCGUUAGUGCGAAGAAAUUCCGCUUGGACGCGGGAGUCGAUGUACAUUAUAAACCAAAAAAUUUGUGUGAUAUUAGAUAAAAAAGGUUUUUCAUAGAACCAUUGUUAAAUAUUCAUAUUUAUUGAUGCAAAAAAUAAAAUUCAUUGGCUAAAUAUGUUGUCUUCGUUUAUUUGGGAGCAAGACAAAUCGGCCCCUUACCAAAUCUGCCUACUACCAAAUCGGCCCUAAGACGUUUCGGCCCUGCCAUUUCGUCCCCUUAAUUAAAAUGACUCGAGAUGUUUCGGCCCCUUAGUGAUUUUCAACAGAGACAUUUCGGCCCCUUAAUUUUAUUUUAUUUUUUAUCUCGAGUAUAAAGAAAAACAUUUUAGGUCGUCUUAUAAAUGUAAAUGAGAU